CCCGGUUCCCGGUGGUCCCGGUGAAACACUGUAGUGAAAUGAAUAUUGAAUAAUUGCUUGAUAUUAAUAGGUAUUCGAGCAUUAAAUACCGUUGUAAAUAAUCUAAUAGAAUUCUUGAUUAUUCGUCAUACAAUAAAAAGCUUGUUGAAUAUUUCCAUGAUGGAGGAAUCUGUUAUUAAGUUUGACAUAAAGGAGGUUAAGUGUGAUCUUCUGAGAGCUAUACGCGAAUGUUCUCAACGAGGACUAAUGAACACAACAAAAUGGCUGGCAGAGUUGAAUUAUUCGCUAAAAGAUGCAAAGUUGGAUUACCUGGACAUGUCGAGUGAUGCGAGUAUGUCAGAUCCAAGUGGAGAAGAAGACAUGUAUAUGCUAGCAAAGAGUUAUUUCGAUCUUCGUGAAUAUGACAGGGCAGCAUAUUUCCUGGAAGAUUGCAAAACACCGAAGUCGCGUUUUCUCUAUUUGUACUCUCGCUAUUUGUCAGGAGAGAAGAAAAAGAUAAACGACAUGACAGACGUUCCACCCGAUCCAAUGCAGAAUGGGGAUUUGAAGUUGCUAUGCGCAGAUUUAAGGAAAGAGCAUUUGGCAGGAACCUUGGAUGGUUUUGGAUUGUAUUUAUUUGGAGUAACAUUGAAGAAAUUGCAGUUAACGAGAGAAGCCAUUGAUGUUUUGGUCGAGUCUUGUUACGGGCAACCGAUGCAUUGGGGAACUUGGCUCGAGUUGGCGGCGUUAAUAACAGACCGCGAAAAAUUGGAAGCCCUAACUCUUCCGAACCAUUGGAUGAAACAUUUUUUCAUGGCUCACAUGUACCUCGAACUUCAACUCUUAGACGAAGGUCUCGCUCUUUAUCGCGAGUUGCAGGCCAUGGGCUUCGAAAACAACGGCUAUGUUCUCGCUCAAACUGCGAUCGCUGUACACUAUGGUCGGGACGUUGAUAAUGCCAUUGAAAUAUUCAAAAGAAUCAUCAAAGACGAUCCUUUCUGUCUUGACAAUAUGGACACUUAUUCAAAUCUACUUUACGUCAAGGAAUUAAAGGUUGAACUUGCCCAUCUUGCGCACAAGGCCACCCAAAUCGAUAAGUAUCGACUCCAAACCUGCUGUAUUGUAGGAAAUUAUUACAGUUUAAGAGCCGAUCAUCAAAAAGCUGUGAUGUACUUUCACAGGGCAUUGAAACUAAAUCCCCAGUAUCUCUCAGCUUGGACUUUACUUGGGCACGAAUUUAUGGAAAUGAAGAAUACAAAUGGGGCUAUUCACAGUUAUCGACAAGCUAAGUAAAUCGAAGAGAUUAUCGAGCCUGGUACGGUUUGGGACAGACUUAUGAAAUACUCAAAAUGCCUUUUUACGGGCUUUACUAUUAUAAGCAGGCCCAACUAUUAAGACCUCACGACAGCCGUAUGUUUUUGGCAUUGG
Venturia canescens is the source of this 1407-nucleotide messenger RNA. RefSeq names its product cell division cycle protein 23 homolog (gene Cdc23). The transcript has 4 exons. NCBI's taxonomy places the organism in Eukaryota, Metazoa, Arthropoda, Insecta, Hymenoptera, Ichneumonidae. Gene Ontology annotation, molecular function: protein binding. Gene Ontology annotation, biological process: positive regulation of mitotic metaphase/anaphase transition; protein ubiquitination; cell division. Gene Ontology annotation, cellular component: anaphase-promoting complex. Bases 157 to 1272 code for a protein of 371 amino acids. The record is from RefSeq and is a predicted model, not a curated record.